AUGCCUGUCAGGUUUCUGGAAACCUUUAUGGAUCCCAAUGACUGCUCGUAUCUGGCUAAGUUGCAUUACUUCGACUGCAUGCUUGAUCUGAUAGCGAAAAAUGCGCCAGAGAGAGAUGGGGCGGCUAUAGUUAUGGAAACCCGUUUAUCACCGCGGCUAGAGUCUCUUUGUGAGCAGCUGAUAGCACCAAUCACGAAGACUUCAGGAAAACAAAGAAUCUCGCUUCGCGAAACAUUGGAAGCUUUUGGCAACAAUCCAGGAGCCGAUACAGUGCCAGCUGGUGUGACUUCUACCUAUAUUUUAGGGUUGUUGUUGGGAAUUUGUGAGCAUACUGAAGGUAAGUAAGU
Molecule: messenger RNA, 347 nt
Organism: Cylicostephanus goldi
Lineage: Eukaryota; Metazoa; Nematoda; Chromadorea; Rhabditida; Strongylidae
Source: the annotation of a GenBank genome assembly